Acanthoscelides obtectus is the source of this 277-nucleotide messenger RNA. Lineage: Eukaryota; Metazoa; Arthropoda; Insecta; Coleoptera; Chrysomelidae. The record is from the annotation of a GenBank genome assembly.
AUAAACUAUUUACUGGAUUCAUCGCAACUAAUGGCAAACAAUGGUGAUAAUUUUACUUUGUUAAUUAUUUGUGACUUUAUGUCUGCUGCAAUGUCAUCAAUUAUACGCUUAACACAUGGUUUUAUUAAUUCUUCACCGAUACUAUCAGGUUUCUUUUGCUUUGCUAUCAUAAAAGCUAUUUCAAAUGAAGCUUUGAGAUGCUGCGAUACACCUGUGUGAUAACUUCCCGAUUUAUUCAGUCUCAUCCGCUUGUGUGAUUCUGCUUUAGAAGAAAAAA